Messenger RNA from Phyllostomus hastatus (greater spear-nosed bat), 2349 nucleotides. RefSeq names its product leucine, glutamate and lysine rich 1 (gene LEKR1). The transcript has 13 exons. Lineage: Eukaryota; Metazoa; Chordata; Mammalia; Chiroptera; Phyllostomidae. The coding region runs from base 13 to 2211 and encodes 732 amino acids. The record is from RefSeq and is a predicted model, not a curated record.
UAUCUGGAGAACAUGUGUGUAAUGAACUGUAUCUGCCUGGACUGUAUAAAACAGUGGGAUUUCUUUAUGUCUUUGGAAUCUCAUCAGCAGAUUAUUUUGCUUCAGAGUUUCUUCAGUAUAUUUUGGAAAAUUAUGGAUCGUCACAUUCCCAUGCAUGCAUUACCUGAAGAAAUCCAAAAGAUGUCCCCUGAAGAAAAAGUUUGUAAGUACUGUGGAGUCAGCUAUCUAAUUCUCCAUGAGUUUAAAGCUAUGGAAGAAAAAGUGAAAGCGAUGGAGAAAGAGAUGAAAUUUUAUCAAGGAAGUAUAGAACGUGAAAAGAGACUUCAAGAAAAGCUGCAUGCUCUUAGCCAAGAUUUUGAACAGUACAAAAUUGACAAUGACUCCAAAACAGAAAGAAUUCAAGCUGAAAGCAUGCAUUUAAAAAGUCAGCAAAAUGAAUUUCAAAGAGUACAGAAAGAAUUGAGUCAUUUGCAACAGCAGUUAAAAAUUAAACAGAGACAAUCACAAGUCUGCAGUCAAAGAUUGAUGGAGUACAAAUAUUUCUGGAAUAAGACUCUUUCAUUACUUACUUUUACUAAAAGGGAGAUAACUAGUAUCAAAAAUGAAGUUUAUGAUCAUUUUCAAAGCUGGACUUCACUGAAAGAAGAAGUUUGUCUCCAAAUUAAAUCCAUAAGUGAAACAGCCUUGACAGAAAUAGAGAUACUGAAUAAAAGUUUGUCAGUGUCUCAGAGAAAUAAGGUAUGCCUUGAAGAGGAAAUGAAAAAUCUGAAGUUGUUGUCAGAUGCAGCUAUACUGAGGUCUCAGCAGAUUCAAACAUCUAAACAACAGGAAGUAAACUUGCAAACCAGAUGCCAUGACCUGCAAAAAGAAGUACUAGAUUUACAAUCUCAAGUAGAGGCACUUGGGUUAAAACUUCAGAAGGCAGUGACCCAGCUGGACAGCUGUAAAGAAGAGCUCAAGAAUAAGUCUAAUGAAGCUGAUGACUGCCAGAGAAAACUUAGGAAACUGAAGUUUGAAUCCAUUAUUUCUGAAUCAAGGCAUACCAGAUUGCUUAAAGAGAAAGAAGACUCUUUAGUGGCUUGUCAACAGAUACAUAAAACUUUACAGGAAGAACUAACUGCAAAAGAAAGGCAAGAAGAAGACAUAAAAAGAAGACUUACCCUUGCAGAAAAUGAACUGGAGAUAACCAAAACUCUUCUGAGUCAGAUGAAGGAAGAGGUUGUAACACUGAAACGUGACAGGGAAUUGAUGCUGAUUUCACAUCAGAAAAGCAUUGAGCAGCUGCAGGAAACCCUUAGACAGAAGCUGCUGGAUGAUGAUAACUGGAGGGAGAAGAUUGAAGCUGAACUCACCAAGGAAAGAGCCCAGCAUUUACUUGAAGUUGAGGAGCAAGCUCUUCUCUGUAAAGAAGAAGCUAAACUGGAACUUGAUAUUGAAAAGGAAAAACACCAAGAAAUGAUCCAAAAGUAUAAGAAAGAACAAGAGGAGCUACAAAUGAAGAUAUCUGACUUAAUCGCAGGCGCUACUAGAGACUUAAGGCUGGAAGUAGCCACUCUUGAAAAAAAACUGCAUGAAUCCCAUGUCCAAUAUACUGAAGAAUCUGAGUCAAAGGAGAAGGAAAUUGAAAACCUUAAGAAUCUGGUUGCAGAAUUUGAAUCUCGCUUGAAGAAGGAAAUUGACAAUGGUGAUUUUGUUUCAGAGGACUUGAGGAAGGAAAUGAAACAGAAGUCCGAUGAACUGGAAAGGGCCCUGCUGGCGCAGACGCAGCUGAUGCAGCAGUUCAGGCAGUCCCAGGAAGAGAACACUUUGCUCCAGGAAACAGUGCGCAGAGAGUGUGAAGAACGCUUUGAAUUGACAGAGGCUUUGAGUCAAGCCCGAGAACAGCUCCUGGAGCUCAGCAAGCACAGUGGAAGUUUACCAUUGUCACCGUGUUUCCCCAGCCAGGGCAGCCUAACCUCCUCCGCUGCAGCAGGCAGUAAUCAGGGGGAGAGAAGCACUUCGAGACUGAACUCGGAAAAAGGAAUCAGAAUCCCCAGCCUGCACGGAGUGCCACAGCCCACCCUUUCUCCACCAUCAGCUCAGCCCAAGAGGGUCAGCAACUCAGGUUUGCCCACUGUCCUUCAACCACAUCCUCCCAGGGGUCGGGCAUCUUCAGUGAUUAAGACCAGACAGAGACUGGCUGUCCUUCUGUGGAGACUGAAUCAUCAGUGAUUGGUCCAGAGUCCAGAGCACAUCCACACGGCAUUUCUGGUCGUUCCCUGAGUGCUGGAGACUCCCGGUCACCGAGGAUGACCGAAGUCGAACCAGUACCGCAGAUCACGAGUGCAUGUCUAUAGAUAUUUUUAACAA